Messenger RNA from Cyprinodon variegatus (sheepshead minnow), 700 nucleotides. RefSeq names its product DNA-binding protein SATB2-like. The transcript has 3 exons. Gene Ontology annotation, biological process: regulation of transcription by RNA polymerase II; chromatin remodeling. The coding region runs from base 299 to 700 and encodes 133 amino acids. Gene Ontology annotation, molecular function: DNA-binding transcription factor activity, RNA polymerase II-specific; RNA polymerase II cis-regulatory region sequence-specific DNA binding. The record is from RefSeq and is a predicted model, not a curated record. NCBI's taxonomy places the organism in Eukaryota, Metazoa, Chordata, Actinopteri, Cyprinodontiformes, Cyprinodontidae.
AUCCGCUGCUGAACGCUCCUCAUCCGGCCGCCGCAGCUUUACGCACGCCGCGCCGCUCUGCGCACGACCCGCACAGAAACAAACUGAGAAGUUUUUUUUUCCAUUUCGCUCCGGAUCUUCUGCUCCGAGUUCAGAUCUGGUCCGACAGCAGCAGGACCCGGACCCAAACCAAGGUCCAGCCCUGGAUUCACUACUGCUGAUCAAUGGACAGAGCCUCUUCGGCGGGCAGCAGCGCUACAGACACGCCGUGAACAACUCUUUCUCUCUGACUGGAGCUCCAUUGGGGGUGUGGAGGAGGAUGGAGCGAGGCGGGGAGAGUCCUGUCGCCCAAGGUAGUCCUGAGCGGAGGGGAGGCAGCCCAGACCUCAGCGGUCUCCCACCACCAGGAAAGAAGAGCCGACUGGAGCUCAACGGGAGCCCCACAGGCCCACGAAGUCGCCACAAUGGAGCCCCAUCUCGGCCCCUCGGAGGUCUGAUGAUCCCAGUCUUCUGUGUGGUGGAGCAGGCGGACGGAGGGCUGCAGGGCGACGGCUGCGAGGGAAGAGAGGAGCACGCUGAGUUUGUCCUCGUCAGGAAAGAUAUUCUCUUCUCCCAGCUGGUGGAGACGGCGCUGCUGGCGCUCGGCUACUCCCACAGCUCGGCCGCUCAGGCCCACGGUCAGUCAGAGAGUCAGUCUUUGAUUAACAUCCAGCCCAGAUGA